Messenger RNA from Ciona intestinalis (vase tunicate), 2895 nucleotides. NCBI's taxonomy places the organism in Eukaryota, Metazoa, Chordata, Ascidiacea, Phlebobranchia, Cionidae. The record is from RefSeq and is a predicted model, not a curated record.
GAUGAUACAUCUGUUCAUUCUAUUUUCUUAUUUCAUUUGGUAGUAAACAAAGGACAUUUGAAGUAUUAUAAAACCGUAUCUUCCAUAGACCGUUCUUAUUUGUUUAAAACAGUUGAUAACUAUUUUGACGGUUAUUCUUGCAACUGUCAUCGUAUUCCUUCUUGCAAUCGUUAUCAUGUACUUUGUCUAUCUUAUCAUGAAACGUCGAUCUGAAAAGAUAAAUUUAGCGAAUGGUUCGAGCGAUCCAGUGCUAACCAAAUCAUCGUUGGGGCCCGCAGAAAAUGGGGCAGUGUACCAGAAUACCAACUUUUCCAACGAUGAGUUAAUGCCCCCAAGCGCAGACAGUCACGAAGAUGUUUAUGCAACUGUAAAUCAAAAAAAUAAAACGACAAAUAAAAAAAGCGGCGAAUUCCUUACGGGGUCUCAGGAGCCGCUGCACGACACAACGUCGACAUAAUGUUUCAUCACUAACUUCCAAGUUCUUCCGCUUUUUCACUUCUGUUUCAGUUUUAAUGACGAUUUUAUAUUCUUUAUUUCUUGAUGCUCCUUUGUUUUCUUCCUACUACAUUUAAAGCGCUCAGUUUUGUUUACCAGCUGUGUUAUAAUGGUAAAGAUUUUCUGGGUAAUUGAUACGACGGUAUCCUUUCAUUUUAUGUAUAAUAAGGUUGUUUUCACUGCCUUAUAUUUAAGUUCAAGCCAUAACUGUAUUCCGAAUCCAGUAACAACGUUUGGUGUAAGGUUUAGUAAAUCUAUAGAAAGCUAUUUCUGCAAUUGAAGUUGAUAAAAAUUAACCUUAUAUAACAUGCUUUUUUUACGGGGGGAGUGACGGUUUACUAUUUUGCAAUUUAUUAUUCUAUUUUGUUUGUUUUCACCAUAUCUUCAUAUAACAUAUAUUUGUUUAAAAAUUGAUUGCUUAUAUUUUAUCUGUUUAAUUGAUAAAGUACGAAUAAGAGCGCAACUUUGGCAUAUAAAGAUUUGGUGUGAAAUCUGUAACAUAUCUGAAAUAUAAAGCUGUACUUUUUUCUCCUUUAAAUAUGUGAAAAAUGCCUGUGCACUAUGACGUCCUUAAUAUUUCUUCGCUUUGCAAGUUAAUUAUUAAACGAGGCUUCGUUGUUUAAGUUAAUGGUUUCAGCUAGCAGUUGCGGUGUUCAUUAUUUUGAAAUGAAGGCUUUAGUUGCUCUGUUCUAUAUUGUGACCGCUCUUUGCGUGAAUACAUUUGGAAAUACAAACAUUGACAACAACGCUAAUGUCACGACCGUAUGUGGAACCAGAAUGUUCGGUCGUGACGUCAACGCUGUGAGAUCAUGCAUGACCGCCUACGCACUUCAACACAAUUGGUAUCCGUCGCCGAUCGCUGGACUCUUUAGCUACCAAACAUGGAACGGGUUUGAUGGUUUCUGGCAGGAUGGUGCCGUGUUGGAAACUUUGGCAAACUUUAUGCAUUACGCCAACAAUUCAAUGUUUAAAACUGUGGUGACGGGUUCGAACAGAGAUGUAUACAGUUUGAUUGAAGCGUACUAUCCACAACCAUCCUUCGAUGAUAUGGCCUGGUAUGGGCUCAGUUAUAUCAGAAUACACGAGCUUCUUGGUUCUAGUGAUGACAAUACUUCUGGAUUUAUUUAUUCUGCUAGAAAGAUUUUUGAUUGGGUUUGGGAAAAUGGUUGGGAUAAAACGCAUUCAUGUGCCGGGGGUAUUUGGUUUGAUCAGACACAGGCGAGCAAACAAAAUGUUGAAAACGCUCAGAUGCUCCAGCUAAGUUCGAAGCUUUUCAGACACACAAACGACACCACUUUGUUGGAUAAAAUCAAGCUAAUUAUGAAAUUUAUUGAAGUGAACGGUUUGAUCAAUGAAACAAGUUACAUGGUAGCAGACGGGGUCACAAAUAACUGCACAAAUAAUGAGGUGUAUGGACCUACUUACAACAUGGGUCUGAUAAUAGGCGGAUUGGUGGAAGCCGCUCCCAUAUUAAAUCGCACCAACGAACUUAUACCUCUCGCACAUAAAGUGGCACAAGCGACGAUUGCUCAUUCCACGAAAGACGGAAUUUUGGUUGAAUAUUGUUUUCCUAACUGCGAUGACGAUGCCAAAAUGUUUAAAGGAAUUUUUCUUCGCAAUUUGCGCUAUUUGAUCGAUUACUCGAGAGAAAACGACCCUGAAAUAUGGAAAGAAAAUGUUGAGGCGUAUGUCAAGUUUAUCCGGCUAAACAGCGACACAGCGUGGACUUACAAUAGAUGCGAGCCAAUUAAAGAUAACUGCACUGUGUUAUACAAAGAUGGCGUGUCGCUACAUAAUACUACAUCCGGGCCGGUCUUCGGAAUCGAAUACAGUGGUCCGUUUAAUUACACUGCUCCGAUACAACAGACAGCUGUGCUGGAUUUGUUUGUUUCUGGGAUUGGUGUCGAUGUAAAAUGUACCGGAGAGUAUUGUAAUUUUGACCCCCCGGUGCCAGGUCCCAACCCUCUUACUUGUCAAGACAACCCUUGCCCACCAGACCAACCGUGUUGUUCGUAUUACAACGAGUAUUAUACGUGUUGCGAAUCUGUGCAAAAAUGCGUUAACGGAGAAUGUGUUUGAUCCCAUGAGUGCCUCCAGCAACGUUAUUCUGUAACAUUUAUUUUAAUUUGUUUUACCCCAUCAGUGUUAUGUAUGUAUGGCAUUACUUUGUUACCAAGCCGCCAUUCGUGUUCUUCCUGAUCUCAUAGAAUUCAAAUAUCAAUAUGUAUUGUGCUUUUAAAACUAGAAUGAUCAUAUUGAAGUAAAUCUAUAACACUUGUCGUCUUGCGAGGCUUUAAUUUAAUAGGAGCAUACCUUGGUCUAAAGUUACAUCGUUUUGUUUCAUGGCCUUUGUUCAUUAUUUGAUGAAAGUGUUGUGGAAUGAAAAGACGGUAUAGUCAU